Arabis nemorensis is the source of this 1209-nucleotide messenger RNA. NCBI's taxonomy places the organism in Eukaryota, Viridiplantae, Streptophyta, Magnoliopsida, Brassicales, Brassicaceae. The record is from the annotation of a GenBank genome assembly.
AUGUUUUGCAUCGUUUCUGGGUUUAAAGUUUUUUGUCUGUCUCUCUUGUUCGUAGUUGUAGCAAGUCGACCAACCGUUGGGACGAAGGUUUUCAACAUCCAACAUUAUGGUGCUAAACACGACGGCAAAACUGAUAAUGCCAAUGUGUUCACAAAUGUGUGGAAAAAUGCAUGUUCAAGAGGUGAGAAUAGUAAGAUCUAUGUACCAAAAGGAACAUACUAUCUCAGUGGUGUAAAAUUCGUACGACCAUGCAAAAAUAAAAUCGAGUUCGUCAUCGAUGGAACUUUAUUGGCUCCUUCAAACCCUAACAACAUUAAACAGGACACAUGGAUCAAUUUCAGAUACAUCAAUAAUCUCUCUAUUUCUGGCAAAGGAACACUCGACGGUCAAGGAAAAUACUCUUGGCCACUCAAUGACUGCCAUAAGAACACGAAUUGUCCUAAACUUGCUAUGACCAUAGGGUUUGCAUUUGUAAAUGACUCAGGUAUCGAAGGGAUAACAUCACUCAACAGUAAAAUGGGGCAUUUCAACUUCUUUUCCGUCCAUAAUUUCAACAUCACCGGAGUCACUAUAACAGCUCCUGAAGAUAGCCCUAACACCGAUGGAAUCAAAAUGGGUUUCUCAAGCAACAUGCACAUUUCGAAUACUCACAUAGGCACUGGAGAUUAUUGUAUCGCCAUCCUCUCUGGAACAAGUGACCUUGAUAUCUCUAACGUCACUUGUGGCCCUAGACAUGGGAUUAGUGUCGGAAGCUUGGGAAAGAACAAAGAUGAAAAAGACGUGAAGGGAUUAACGGUAAGGGAUAUAGUUUUUAAUGGCACGAGUGAUGGUAUUAGGAUCAAGACAUGGGAAUCUUCGGCUUCAAAGAUCCUUGUUUCAAACUUUGUUUACCAGAAUAUCAAGAUGAUUGAUGUUGGAAAACCGAUCAAUAUCGAUCAAAAAUAUUGCCCUCAUCCGCCGUGCGAGAAGAAGGGAGAGUCUCAUGUUCAGAUCCGAGACUUGAAGUUAAAAAACAUAUAUGGAACGUCAAAGAACAAAGUGGCAGUGAAUCUACAAUGUAGCAAGAGCUUUCCUUGCAAAAACGUUCAGUUAAUUGACAUUAACUUAAAACACAAUGGAAGACGUGAAGACGGUCCUGCGACUGCGGUGUGCCAAAAUGUCGACGGUUCUGCACGUGGCAAAAUGGUUCCUCAGCAUUGUCUGGAUUGA